Molecule: messenger RNA, 3445 nt
Organism: Planococcus citri (citrus mealybug)
Lineage: Eukaryota; Metazoa; Arthropoda; Insecta; Hemiptera; Pseudococcidae
Product: dentin sialophosphoprotein
Exons: 12
Coding region: 1148-3025 (625 amino acids)
Source: RefSeq, a predicted model, not a curated record
AACACGUCAGAUAUGCAGAUAAUUUUUAACGAAUUGCUAUCGCUAAAGCUUCAUUUUUAUCUUCCUACCAUCCUACCCAAGGAGCGAUUGGAGUUCGGUGAUGAUGCAGGUCCAGAAGAAAGGAACAAAGGAUUCUGUAUUUCUGUACGAUGAUCGUCCAUACCGGAGUGAUAUUUGACCAAUUAUUCAAAAUAGUGCAGACGUUCUGUUUUCAAGUUACUCGAUUGUGAAUUGUGAUCUCCAAGGAGAAUUAUCUACAGUUUAUCAGCGAUCUUCGAGAUGAAAUAGAUAUUUUUUCACCUUCUUUGAGUGGAGAAAAAUUCUAAUAUUGGUUUCAUCGUAGGCAAUGCAUCAUCGACGAGUUACCUAUUAUCGAAUGGUUAGAUGUUGAAACUUGAAAGUACAGAGCUUGCCUUCACUGAGAAAUAAUUAUAUUUAGGUUUAGGUACAUGAAGAUCAUCACGCUUGGCAACACAGACAGUGGAUUUCAACUGAUUACCUAUACCAAAGCAUUCAAUGGACCUAAUACCUCAAAUGCACUGGAGAAAAUAAACAAAAAUAAUGUCGUCAUAGAAACACCUCUCCAGACCUCGAAGUUUCAAGCCGAACUAAGACUGAAGAAAACAAAGAACGUGAAAAAAUAUUCUUAAAAGUGAAAUAUUAGUUCAUGCAGGUACCUAACUCGAUUCAUUCGAUUACCUAAUUGUUUCAUAUGUGUAGUAAUGAAUCUCUCAAGAUCAAUUUCGGUGAUUUAUUUUUCGUAGAAUUCGCCUAUGUGAAGAUUCAAAUCACGACAAUGACCAACAUUCGAUUCCAUGGAUCGGCGAGAUUCGGGUACACUUUUCUACAUCGAAGCCGGCGAAAACUCCCCCCUUCGUGAUAUUUUCCAUGUACGCCAUCAAUAUUCGGCAAAUAGGAAAUAUAAUCGUGCGUACCCCUUCUGUCAUUCGAGCAAUUUUCCAUCAUUGGUUGAUGUAUUGCUAAACUUGAGACAUUCUUUACGCGAGUGUUAUACUCUAUAUAAACUUCUCUGACGAAAACUCGUUCAACUGGGUCAGUUACCUGAAUUAUGUUCGAGUUUAAUUUUUGAGGUGUUUCGUGGCGGUGCAUUUUAUUCACCAGUUCAUCCAAAUCCAAACCCGAAAACAUGUUCAGACCGAAAAGUUCGCGUUACGAAUCAAGAAAAAUGUGCCUAAAACACCGAAACAGCCUAGACUCAUCGGAUCCCUCAUCCGAUCACUUGUUACACAAACGAUCAAACAGCUUGCAAAGUCUAAACACCAUUGACACCCAGAACAACAUCGACGAACGCGCCAAGCUCUCGGCGAAACCUCGAAGAAUAGCUUGGGCAUCUUCCAAAACAUGCUCCGCAGAUAAAAGCUUCGAAGCUGCGGUAGAAACUUGGAACCCUAGCGAAGUACUCGAUCAAGUCGAACCCUGCGUAGAAUACCGAAAUAAAUUGGAAGAAUCGAAGAAAAAAUCGAUCGAUAUAUUUUUAUCUCGUAACUUCAUCGAUCCGAUGGAUAUCUUACCCAGCAAUCGAAACCCCAGAUUAAGCUUGAUGAAAAGUUUCACUUCAUCUUUCAACGUCACUGUCGAUAAAUACGAACCGGAAUCUAGCGAAAAUGCCUCAGUCCAAAUCGACGAACAAAUUUCCAACGAUGGUAAAAGCGAAAAAAAAGUCACUUUUGCACCAGACUUGGGCGAGUCCGCCAAUAACGCUGAAAUUAGAAGAAUGAACUUUCGUAACAGUUACUCGAAACGUUAUUCUACGAAUUUCUCAUUUUCUUCUACUUCUACUUCGUCUUCGUCUCGUCUCGAGAGGCAAACUUCCGUCGGUAAAUGCUCGACACCUAAAUGCGAACUUACGAGAAGCGCCAUGAAACGCGGAAAUUCGCUGAGUUCCGCUGAAAAUACCGAUGAAUUGGCGCAGAUCGCGUGCGGACCUACGUCGCCGUCGCCAUCGCCUUCGCCUUUAUUCAAACAGCCUAUGCAACCGAUUAGUCAGCAAAGUGAUAAAAUGAAGCAGCAGUUGAUUAUCAAGCGAAAGCUCAAGUCUUGUCGUAGUAGAUCGUUUCAUAAAUCGUUGGAUAAUUCUUCGGUUAUUGAAAAUUUCGAUACUUUUUCGUUCACCAAGCCUUUGAAAAGUAAUCAGAAUUCCGAUGUUGUUACCAUGGUAUCGUUGAUCGUGUCCAAUGACGAAGACACCGCCGCUGAUUCGACAAAUCAUUCUCAAUCUACGAACAAAUCCGAUGCUACGCCCAGAAUUAAAGAAAAUAUCGAUAAUAAAUCGGAAAAGCAAACUAAAACAGGAAUAUUGAAGAGUAAAUGGCAGUCAGAUAACAUCAAACGUGCUAAUACUCAACCAAUGCAAAAAAGAAGAUUCAUCAACGUAUCUCACAAACUGAUCAGUUCGCCAGAAAAAACGAGCUCAAAUUUGGUUUUGAAGAAAUAUUGGCAAAAAAUCGAAAAUUACCAGAUGAUGCAUUUCUGUAUGCUCUUUCGGUUCAGCUUGACCGGGUUCAGAAAAUCUUCUGCCAGUUUAACAAUCCUUACAGCAGUAGAUAACCUUACGAAAACAGAAGAAAAUAGACGACUCAACAGAGCACACUCCUCAGAUUCGGGUAAUUCUACCUAUUCCGUUGAAAAUGAGACGUUAGCUGAAGCUAAAGAAGUGGAAACCGAUAAACCGUUCCAGUCUGCCAAAGAGCAAGAAUGCUGGUCAUCGUUUCGUAAAAUGACUAAUAAAGGGUUUUCAGUUUCAUUUGACACGAUUUUGAGUGCUCAUGCUCAUAAUAGUGCAAUCACAUGGUGUACGUUCGAGAGUCGAGGUGAACUCACUUGUAAACUCGAACUCGAAUUAUGUACUCGUACUAAGUGCGAUGUGCGAAUACAAUUUCCUUCUUGCAUGUUUCGAAGCUUUUAUGACGUCAUUCCUACAUCACGAACCGUACUGUGUGCAAUGGGUUUAUUAACACCAACAGAAUACAGAUUACGCAGAAACGAGAUAUCAACUCAAGAAUAACGUGAUCUGAAGCAAAAAGAAGAAUCAUCGUGUAUAUUACACAAAUUCGCAAAUGAUCAAAAUCUUCAUUUUCGCUGUAAAAAUAGACACAAGUUGACGAUUUUUCAAGUAUUUAUUUUUCAGAGUGAAACACACUGUGUUAUUGUGAUUUUUUUAUAUUUUUAAGUGCUUACUUGAUACUUGAUAACUCUGUUUACAUUAUUUUGUGAUGAGUGAAUGUGCUGUUAUUUUAUCUACAAGAUUUGUAUUCGGGUAUUCUCCCCCCCCCCCUCCUCCCACCACCCUUAGAUAUUACAAACGCAACCGAAAAUUCAAAAUAUCGUCGAUAAGUAUAUCUCUAACAUGUGUGUAUUUGCUAGCUUAGGAAAAACCUAGGUACCUUACUCGAUAUUAAUUAUAAUACAAAUACAAUUCCUGUCA